CUUUUAGCUGUCAACGAAUGUCUUUGUACGCUGACAGCCCGAUUUCAUUCUAAUAUUUGUUUAUCACUCACGUUUUUAUUAAAAAUAAUUGUAAAGAAUUUUCUAGUGUUAAAACAAUAAAUAUUAACAAUCAUGUCUCGUCCGAAAAACUUUUUAGAUACCGAUGAAAGUUUACUUGAAAAAAAUCUGAAAUUUGUUAAAAAUGAAGUGGAAGAAGAACUAAAUCAUUACUUUUCCGGCACGCAAGCUAGUGAUCCAUCAACUGAAUCGCUAGCUCCUCCACGUGAAUAUAAAGUUGUUCAGCCAAAACCAGGCAUUUGCAUCAAAAGUUUUAAAACAAAUACGAAUGAUAAAUUUUUCAUCAAUGUUUGUCAAACUGAUGAGAUACCGCCACCGGAGGACAUUACCGAAGAGCAGUUGGCUGACAUUUUGCAGUCGGAAGUGCCAAGCUCUUUCCGUAUACCCAUGAGCAUAUCCGAUCCGCGCAUAACGAAGGAUAAAUCAAAUAAUUCAGUAGAUGUAUGCGAUAUUGCGGUAAAUCCCAACUUCUUUGUCAAAAUCCAAAAAUCUUUAUUAUUUAAAGACUUUUUCCUGGCACUAAUUGCCGAGGCUCUGAAUGAUAAAUAUAAUGUGCAAAUAAAAGUCGAGAAAUCAAUAAUAUUGCAAAAUAGAAAGUUCAUCGGCACACUGGUGCGACAUCGUGUACGCAAUAACGAUGUAAAAACUGUUUUAAACUCAUAUAAACAACCAACUGAGGCGGACAAAAGAAAAUUGGAUGAACUUGAAAGACUUGGUGGCGGUAAGAAUGCGCCAUUGGUGCAGGAGAUUGAUACAAAUGAGUUAAAUGUGCUGAAACAGAAAUCCGAACAAUUAAAGCAGAAUUCGUCCAAGAUUAAAGAAGCAAUAUCGCUAGCUUGCUCUACAGUACCGGAGUUUAAGUUAAGAGCGAAAUUGAGCGAAGAGGAGGUUGAAGAAAUACAGGCGGAGUUCUAUCUACCAAAAUGUUUGUCUUCGAAUGAAAUCACUCUGGAUAUCGGAGAAGAUCGCAUUUUGUUGGAAUCAAUGAAGCAUGGUUAUAUGUUUGAUAAAUUUGUUAAUUAUCGUUUGAAUCAAGAACGUGCCCGUGCAAUUUUCGACAAAACCAAUAAAAUGCUGCAAGUCCGUAUUCCUGUAUAUCCAGUGCAUUAAAUGAUGUAGUGAUCAGAUUAUGUAUAUAUUGAUUUCUACAAUCAAUGAGUUUUACUCGUUCAUAACCUUUAGUUUGGUGCACGGAAUUUUCAAUUUGUUUGAUUGGUUUAUAAAUUAAAUAAAAGAUAAAAUUUAACGGAAA
This is a messenger RNA of Zeugodacus cucurbitae (melon fly), 1330 nucleotides long. It is a transcript of the gene Pih1D1, whose product is annotated as PIH1 domain-containing protein 1. Gene Ontology annotation, cellular component: cytoplasm; ribonucleoprotein complex; R2TP complex. NCBI's taxonomy places the organism in Eukaryota, Metazoa, Arthropoda, Insecta, Diptera, Tephritidae. The transcript is spliced from 5 exons. The coding region runs from base 133 to 1188 and encodes 351 amino acids. Gene Ontology annotation, biological process: rRNA processing; box C/D snoRNP assembly. The record is from RefSeq and is a predicted model, not a curated record.